Molecule: messenger RNA, 1297 nt
Organism: Cucumis sativus (cucumber)
Lineage: Eukaryota; Viridiplantae; Streptophyta; Magnoliopsida; Cucurbitales; Cucurbitaceae
Exons: 1
Coding region: 300-1139 (279 amino acids)
Biological process (GO): defense response
Source: RefSeq, a predicted model, not a curated record
AAAUGAAAUGGAAAGAAGAAGAAGAAGAAGAAGAAGAAGAGAAGAGAAGAGAAGAGAAAGAAAAGGGAGGUUACGGUUUAAGAGUGGUGGGAAUUACGAGUGAAUAUACGGGGAGAAUUUGCAAUUGAAUUCCAGCCUAAGAACACCAUCACCCACUCUCAUUCCUUUUUUUAACCCUAAAGAAUUCUCCACCUCUGGCUAUGGCAACCACAAUUUCCUCCAUUCUUGAACCUGAACCCCAUUAUUAAUACUCCCCCUUUCCCUCCCUUUCACUUUGCUCCACAUUCUUGAUAUAUUCCAUGGAGGUCGCCGGAGACUGGGUUCCCAAGAACCCUCCGGCUACCCCCAUGCAUGUCUUGGAGAUCAAUCUCAUCUCUGCCCAGGACCUCAAAAUCCCUUCCAACCAUUUCAACCCCAAACACACCUACGCCGUCGCCUGGGUUCACCCUUCCCACCGCCUCCGUACUCGUCUCGACACCAUCGGAGGCGAAAACCCCACCUGGAACGACAAGUUCCUCUUCCGUGUCUCCCCUGAGUUUCUUGCCCGCGAAACCUCCGGUGUCUCCAUCGAGAUCUACUCCCUUGGCCGUUUCUGCGAUACUCUCGUCGGUACAGUCCGCUUCCUAAUCGGUAACGUCAUCGCCCCUAAUGACUGUUCCACUACCCCUUCUUUCACCGCCGUACAGGUCCGUCGCCCUUCUGGAAGAUUCCAUGGGGUUUUAAACGUUGCAGUGAUGGUCAAUGGCAACUCUGAUUUCGCUUCCUUGAAUGGGGUUUCUGCCAUUGGUUAUCGCGAUUUGAUGGGGGAAAGUUUGAAUCGGAAACAGAGAACGAGAUCCAAGGUUUGGGGUUCUGAAACUUCUCUUGAUUCUCAUGACCUAGAGUCAUCGGAAAUGUCGGAUGGUAGUGAAUCAUCGAGUUCCUCUGCUUGUUCUCCGUCGAGGAACCCGAAUGUGCUUAGGGAUUUGAACGCGAUCAGGAAUAAUUUGGGGGGAACGAAAACCCUGAAGCCAUCGAAGAGUUCAGGGUUCUUGUGCGGGCUGAUGAUGCAGAAGAAGACGACGAUGACGACGCCCGAUCUCCCUCAAUCGGAGAAGAGCUUCGAGGUUUCUAGGGAAUCGCCAGACAUGGAAAGGUAACAAACAAAAUCCAUAAUGAGAACGUCGGUGGUGGAGGAUGCGAUUGCUCAGAAAUUGAAUCUGAAUUCAAUUGUGAUUUGUAUUGAAUAGCUUUCAUCAGUUCAUUUGAUUCCAAAGAAAUGAAAGAAUGGGAGAGAUUUUGAAAUUCGUUUCAUCAA